Molecule: messenger RNA, 2142 nt
Organism: Gopherus flavomarginatus (Mexican gopher tortoise)
Lineage: Eukaryota; Metazoa; Chordata; Testudines; Testudinidae
Gene: MCEE
Product: methylmalonyl-CoA epimerase
Exons: 3
Coding region: 1-822 (273 amino acids)
Biological process (GO): L-methylmalonyl-CoA metabolic process
Cellular component (GO): mitochondrion
Molecular function (GO): methylmalonyl-CoA epimerase activity
Source: RefSeq, a predicted model, not a curated record
AUGGGGAGAGGUCAGGAGGCGGGGCCUCAGCCACACCAGGGCUCCGGCGAGCACGUCUGCCAACCCGCUCCGGCCACCAACGCGGGCACUGGCAGAAACGUUCCGCCUCGCAAGGGUUCCGCCUCGGGAUCCUUCCUCGCCACCAGCCGGGCGGCCGUGUGUGCCACAGGGUGGGGCACACUCCGGGAAGGGGAGGGGAUUGCAAGGCCUGGGCACUCGUUCACGCCAGCAAAUUCCUGGCCCCACGGGAGCAGCUUCCAAAAUAGCUUUCAAAUUAUCACGGAGAGUCUCUGGGUGCCCAUGGAAACCGCACUGCCCCCUGCACCACGGUUCCUUAACAGAUUGAAAACUACAGCAUCCACAGUACAGACUUUAUCAAUGUCUCGCACUUUGACUCAAAAAGUUCCAUGCUCUUUGUGGAAACUGGGGCGACUCAAUCAUGUAGCAAUUGCGGUACCUAAUUUGGAGAAGGCCCAGUCUUUUUACAAGAGUGUUUUAGGAGCCCAAGUGAGUGAGACAGUUCCUCUUCCUGAACAUGGCGUCUACACUGUUUUUGUGGAGCUGGGAAACACAAAGCUAGAACUGCUGCACCCUCUGGGAGAAAAAAGUCCAAUUGCAGGCUUUCUGCAAAAAAACAAGGCUGGAGGAAUGCAUCAUAUCUGCAUUGAGGUUGAUGAUCUAAAAGCAGCUAUGACAGAACUGAAGGAAAAGAAGAUCCAAAUAUUGAGCGAAGAGCCCAAAAUAGGGGCGCAUGGCAAGCCAGUGAUUUUUCUCCACCCUAAAGAUUGUGAUGGCGUCCUUGUAGAACUUGAGCAAGCCUGAGCUGUAAUUCUGAAAGAUGAAACUAUGAACUAAUUGCAAACCUAAUGAGAUGGUGUUGGAAUGUGUAUUAUGCCUUGCACCGUGUAAAAGUCAUUGUACUUGAUUCUUUCUUGUUGAUUAAAUGCAUUACAGCUCUUAAGUUGUGAAAUGUGGGGAAAUAACACUACAUCUAGGAGGAAGCUGAAGCACUAUUAACCCUCCUCGUCAUUUGGGGCUAUGACUUUUGUUUUGUUGUUCAGACCUUCAAAAAUAAUAUAUUUAAAUGUGUUUGGAUUCCAUUAGACUAUGAAUUCAAAUAGUAACAUGAGCUGAGGUACAUAUACAAGAUAUAGUCAUUUAUUUUGUUAUAUCACAGUUUGCAGCAUAAUUUUUAUAUAUAGAUUUCUAGGUUACCCCACAUAAUUUUGCUCUAUAUUACCCACUUCUAGAUGAUAAGAAGAUGGCUCGGAUAUCCCUGUAAGAAAGAAGUCUACAAGAUAACAUUUUAUUUUCUGUCUCCACCAUUAUAAGCAUUAUCUAAGCUUCACAUUGAUUGGUUCAUUCAAUUAUAGGAUCCUUGUGUUAUUGUAUGGAUGUCUGUGAUCGCUAAGCAACUGUUCUGUAUCACAACAAUUGCUGCCAAGAAAACUGUUGUUUCUAAAUCACCAUUUUAUAGCUUUAUGUAUUUUAUGUAUAUGAAAAAAAAAUCAAGAUUGACAGAGGAAUAAUUUGUUUAUUUUAAAUAUACUCUGAGUACCAAAUGAUUAUUUUGUUUUAGUUUUGUCAGCAGAUAUAUCUCUGAUUUUCAAAUUUAGCCCAUACUGAUUUAUUCUGUUUUCUUCCUAACUGAUCUCAAGUGCCUGCACUGAAACUUGACUCUUUUUUGCGACAUACAAAAAAAAGGCUAGUGAUUAAUAUUUAAAUUUAUAGUUUGUUUUCUAAUACAAAAACAUUUUCAAGUGCUAUCUUAUUAAAAUUUGUAUGAAUUUUUAUUUUACCAAGAGAUAAAUAAAGCCAUCUAGGUCCUGAUGCUGCAAAUACUAACUUUACAUCUGUGAGUAAUUCCACUGAAGUCAGUGAGACUACUCAUGUUUGAGUGUUUGCUGGAUUGGGACCAUAGUUUAUAAGUGGACAAAUCCUGUUCACUUUAUUCUCAAGAAGGCUCCUGUUCACUUUAAUGAAUCAUAUGAGUAACAUAAACACCAGUUGACUCAAUCUCUUCUUUUACAUUUUUUUUUUGGGGAGGAGGGCAUCUACAGCAGAAAUAGAAAUUGCAUAUAUGAAGGCCACAUCUUUAAAUGUUAAAUAAAUAAUAAAGAUCAUUAAAGGAUUUAUAAAGAA